This is a messenger RNA of Haliotis rubra (blacklip abalone), 3640 nucleotides long. RefSeq names its product toll-like receptor 4. Gene Ontology annotation, biological process: inflammatory response; immune response; toll-like receptor signaling pathway. Bases 179 to 1996 code for a protein of 605 amino acids. The record is from RefSeq and is a predicted model, not a curated record. Gene Ontology annotation, molecular function: transmembrane signaling receptor activity; protein binding. The transcript has a single exon. Lineage: Eukaryota; Metazoa; Mollusca; Gastropoda; Lepetellida; Haliotidae. Gene Ontology annotation, cellular component: membrane.
UUUCAACUUUCCAGUUUUGGAUCUGGUUUUGCAAACAUGACGAAUCUAAAAACGCUUAUCUUUGGUUUUACUGGCUGUAAAAUUCAGGCACUAAAAAAUGACACUCUCAGAUCAUUUCGGCAUAGUGACAUUGAAAACCUUGACUUUGUGAACUGCCCCCUUCACGGAUCUAGACAAAAUGGCCUUCAUACAUCUUAGGAAACUUAAAAAUCUUAUCCUUUCUAAUGCUAUGCAGGUUACUCCAAAAGAAGCUGUGACUUCCAUGUAUAGUCUGAGUUACCUCAACAUGACCUCUGUUUACUUUGAUCGUAUAUAUCCAUUCAGAGACUUACAGUAUGGCAGCCUGGAUCGAAGGAUCCUGACGAAGGCCAUACUAGAAAACCUGAAGGAUGUGUGCGUAGAAAUAUUUUCUAUGAAGAGUAACAAGAUACUGUGGGUUGACACCUCCAUUUUGAAACCUGAUUCUCGUUUCUCCAACUGUAUUGAACAUAUUGAUUUUUCUGAUAAUCACUUAUUAGGGGAUAGGAUGUUGAUAUUCAGUUUAUCCUUUGCGCCACGUAUUUUGUUUGUCAACGUUUCAAACCAUUUCAGGAAAAAUGAGUUACUUUCGAAGAUGCCAAAUUUCGGAUUUCCUGCAUCAUCACCAAGCUUCGGGUUCUCGUGUCCACCAACUCUACAAUCCCUGUACAUCCACGGUACAUUAAGUGACAUAGGGAAGUUGAAUAGUAAAAUCGUGAUUUUAAAUGCAGUAUCACUCCGGAGAUUUAUCUUUGCCUUCAAUGGGCUUGAAGCUUUUCAGUAUGGUGUUUAUGGCUUAGAGAACCUCACAGAGUUUGACCUCUCGGGUAAUUCCUUGGGAAAAAUGAAACCCGACACUAUGACCUAUUUCCCGAGCCUUGAAAUUCUAAAGAUGUCUCAAAUUGGACUUGACAGAAUUUUCCUUUUAGAUCAUGGAAGUGAAGUUUUUCGACCCUUAAUUAGGUUAAACACUAUCGUUCUCAGUUACAAUGAGCUUACAGUCAUGGAUCGGAAGAUAUUUUCUAAUAAUCCGCUAACCAAUAUCGAUCUAUCAUUCAAUCGCUUUGAGACUGUCCCAUUUGAUCUGGCAACCAUACCUUCCCUGCGUGACCUUGACCUCAGCUUCAACUCGCUCCCUGUUCUAUCAGACACAGAGAUGACCCUUGUUGAUGACUUGGCAGCCAGACACAACUUUUCUCUGAACCUGAAUGGCAACCUUCUGUCUUGUGGCUGUAAAAGCCUUGACUUUGUUCUGUGGCUUUUCUCAACAGAUGCAACCAUAAAGAGUAUAGACGACUAUAUCUGCGUGCUGGAGAACGGACGCACUGAGUCCCCAUCAUAUGUUUAUAGUCACUACGAAGAAAUAUGGAGACGUUGUUCGGGUCCAUUUUGGCUUUCUUUUUGCAUUUCGGGUUUUGCAAUACUCUUCUUCUUAUUCACUCUAACGUAUAUGAUAAGUCAAAAGAAGACUCUCCUUUUCAAUAUUUUAUUGCGGUUGUUUGGCUUUGUAAAUGUUCCAAACCCAUUGAGACGGGUUGACGUCCCUAACGACGCCUACAUCGGCUACAGCGACGUUGAUUACCAGUACGUCUGUCACACUGUGAGAGAAUACCUAGAAGAUAGACACAGAGUCAAGCUCUUCCUCAAGGACAGAGACACCAUCCCUGGAGGACAAAUAGCCGACGACAUCAUCAACGGAAUAGAUUCCAGUUGGAAAACGGUCCUCAUUAUCACUCAGUCGUUUGUAGAGGAUCAGUGGUGCCGCUUCAUUGUCAACCGUGUUGUGUAUUCGUCUUCGAGAAUGCCCACAGGAAGCAUUGUUCUGGUGCUGUUUAGGGACGUGAGACCAGGGGACAUCCCUCCCACCUUACUGAAUGUCGUGGAGGAGAGACACAUCUUUAGUGUGGGUAGAUACAUGGGCGAUGAAGGCAGGCUGUGGGCGGAGGUCAGCAAGUGCAUCAAGACGGAUGAGGAAUGAAAAAUCAUUUAUAUCAUCUACUCAAACAAGAAACGUGAAUUACUGAGAGAUAAACAUAUUCAUCUCCAAGCAAAAUUGAGAAGGCAAUUGUGUUUUUAAAUGCAAAUGAUCAUGGAACGGCAGUUGUGAGGGGAGACACAGUUAACUGUAUUUUAUGUAUGUGUAUUGUGAAUUCAUGUUUAUUAUCAUUAACUGUUGUCAAACAGCAGGGCUUUGGGAACAUUGGAUUGAUUUCAUUACACAUAUUGUAUAUUUGCGUUAUAUUUCAUUAGUGUCAGGUUCGGAAAAGGUCCUGAGCACUGUUCUUCUUCUUAUGGUCGUAUGUAGCUAACUUGGGUGAAAGGUGACGUUCAGUGAGUUCCUAUUAUCAGACCUGUGAAGUGUUGCCUGUGUCGCCAGCCAUUGAUUUACUGGUCCAGACAGGUAUUUAUAGGUAGCCAUCAUAAAGCAGAAAUAUUGUUGUCCUUGGUGAACCACUACAAACACAAGUCUUGUAAAUGUUAGUUUUAUACAUCUGUAUUUCUGUGACAUGGCCGACGGAUGUUCACAUAGCGUUAUUUCUUUUCAGUAUCGAUACAUUCGACAUUAUUCCUAUAGGUCAUGAUGCAGUUCUUUGUAACUAUCUAAAUAUAACAACUGUCGAGAAACUUGUAUUGACAGAAAUACCUGUGCAAUUUGUGCAACAGACGUAGGUUCCCGUUUUACAGUUCUGUCCGCAGGAUUGUGUCGGCAUCUCAAUAUGUGUCAAUAUGCGUUUCAAUCAUAUGAAUAAAUAAUGUUGAAUGUUAAUUUUUGUCCCGAUUGAAUUAUAUUUCAGUUGGUCCCAGAUUGUCAGAGCGCAAAAUGAUUUUAUUUCGCCUGAGUUGACAUAUUGAAAUAAGUGUCACAUAAUGUUUGAUAUUAUACAAGAAUCUGAAGAGGAAAGAGUUUAUUUGGCAACUUAGUGAUUUCAGGAAUCUGUCUCGUCACUUUUAAUUUUCGAUCCAUGUAUAAAGACAUAUUCCAGUAGGUAAAGCCUUCUGUGUUACACAACUUUUAAGGUACAGUGGAGCUCGCUUUCUUGGAAGAUUCCAAAGAUCUCUACGCGACUCCUGUUCAAAAUGAGUUUGAUCAAGGUUUGCAACAAGCAAGGGACUGAGUAAAGAAUCAAAAAGUUUGGUAGACAUGUGAAACACAUUAAAAAGUUAUCGCAUCAGUGACAAAAUGUAUGUCAGGUGCAAUUCCAUAUUUUGACUGUUCCCGUGUUUUACAUAUGAAGAACUAUUUGCUGUACGGUGAACAUUGAAGUUUUGGGGGAAUACUACAAACAUUCGGAUGCCCACUGUUCACCUUACAGCCUGUUAUUAAAACCGUUGUUUCGUUGUACAACCUUUGAAUUGAACAUGCAAUGUGUAUAACUUUACCGUAUUUUCAUUAUGUUUUAAGUUUGCAUGCCUACAUUUUACCUCUUAAGUAUAUCUGUAUGUAUACAUAUAUAAUCUAUGUUCAAAUGAUGAUCAAGUAAUGUUUUCCUUAUAUGAUAUAUAAGCUUAUGUAACUCUCAUACAGUGGCUCAUACGUUUCAUAUUUUGCUAUAUUUUACCUGUUUUAAAUGUACUUUUAAUGUAUAUAAGAGGUGUGGUUCAAAUAAACUAUAUGCCUGUU